Hyla sarda is the source of this 1231-nucleotide messenger RNA. Its product is annotated as oocyte zinc finger protein XlCOF6.1-like. Gene Ontology annotation, molecular function: RNA polymerase II cis-regulatory region sequence-specific DNA binding; DNA-binding transcription factor activity, RNA polymerase II-specific. Bases 38 to 1231 code for a protein of 397 amino acids. The transcript is spliced from 2 exons. Gene Ontology annotation, cellular component: nucleus. The record is from RefSeq and is a predicted model, not a curated record. NCBI's taxonomy places the organism in Eukaryota, Metazoa, Chordata, Amphibia, Anura, Hylidae. Gene Ontology annotation, biological process: central nervous system development; regulation of transcription by RNA polymerase II.
UACCAGUUCAGUGAAGCGUGUAUGAGGAACGAGCAGGAUGAUCAGGAACAGCAGGGAUUCUUAUACCAGGAGAUCAGAGGAGAAUCUUAUAUCUUCAGAUUAUAAAGCAGAUGAUGAUAUCACACAAGAUACAUAUGAAGAACAUUCCAUUAUCCCAGAUACACCCUCAGCCCUUCACAGCCAAGAUCUGUCAUCUCAUCCUUAUAUACAGGUCCUGUCUUCUCAAUUAUCACAGAAAAGUCACAGAAGGAAUGUUGGACAUCAACAAGCUCACACAGGAAAGAAACACUAUUCAUGCUCAGAAUGUGGGAAAUGUUUUCCUUUUAAAUCAGGUCUUGUUAUACAUCAAAGAACUCACACAGGAGAGAAGCCAUUUCCAUGUUCAGAAUGUGGAAAAUUUUUUACUCAAAAAUCAUAUCUUUUUGAACAUCAGAGAACUCACACAGGAGAGAAGCCAUUUCCAUGUUCAGAAUGUGGAAAAUGUUAUACUCAAAAAUCAUAUCUUGUUGAACAUCAGAGAACUCACACAGGAGAGAAGCCAUUUCUAUGUUCAGAAUGUGGAAAAUGUUUUACUCAAAAAUCAUAUCUUGUUGAACAUCAGAGAACUCACACAGGAGAGAAGCCAUUUCCAUGUUCACAAUGUGGAAAAUGCUUUACUUGUAAAUCAAAACUUGUUAGACAUCAGAGAACUCACACUGGAGAGAAGCCAUUUCCAUGUUCAGAAUGUGGAAAAUGUUUUACUGCAAAAUCAAGUCUUGUUAAUCAUCAAAGAACUCACACAGGAGAGAAGCCAUUUUCAUGUUCAGAAUGUGGAAAGUGUUUUUCUAAGAGAUCAAGUCUUGUUUAUCAUCAAAAAACUCACACAGGGGAGAAGCCAUUUUUAUGUUCAGAAUGUGGAAAGUGUUUUAUUGAGAAAUCAAUUCUUGUUCAUCAUCAAAAAACUCACACAGGGGAGAAGCCAUUUCCAUGUUUAGAAUGUGGAAAAUGUUUUACUAUUAAAUCAAGUCUUGUUUAUCAUCAAAGAACUCACACAGGAGAGAAGCCAUUUUCAUGUUCAGAAUGUGGAAAAUGUUUUACUCAUAAAUCAGAUCUUGUUAAACAUGAAAGAACUCACACAGGACAGAAGCCAUUUUCAUGCUCCGAAUGUGGGAAAUGUUUUACUGAGAAAAAAACACUUAACAGACAUCUAAGAAUUCACACAGGAGACAAGCCAAUUCAGAGCAAUACAUGA